ACUCUUACCUUUUGCUCAGUUACAGCAACCCAAAAACAUUUCAUCACAAAAAUAGAAACCCACCCGUAAUUUCUAUUUUUGUAUCACCUCUCAUGGUCUCUCUCUAUUUACGCUUAAAAAGUAUGGACUAGGGUAUUAUUCUACUUUCUUGAGUUUGUGUGUCCGGUGAGAAAAUUUUGCAGGAGAAAGAAAGAGAGAAAAAUGGGGAGAGGUAGGGUUCAACUGCGGCGGAUCGAGAACAAGAUUAGCAGGCAAGUAACGUUUUCGAAGCGGCGUACUGGGUUGCUGAAGAAAGCUCAUGAGAUCUCGGUUCUUUGCGAUGCCGAGGUCGCUUUGAUUGUCUUCUCCAACAAAGGGAAGCUCUUUGAGUACUCUACUGACUCCAGCAUGGAGAGGAUCUUGGAACGAUAUGAACGAAAUGCAUAUGCAGAAAGGCAACUUCUCCCUAAUGAUUCUGAAUCACAGACAAACUGGUCCUUGGAAUUUCCCAAGUUGAAGUCAAGGAUUGAAGCUUUACAAAAGAACGUAAAGCACUUUGUAGGAGAAGAGCUUGCUCCCUUGAGUCUCAGAGAGCUCCAACAUUUGGAGCAGCAGAUUGACACUGCUCUUAAGCGCAUUCGAUCCAGAAAGAAUCAGCUUAUGCAUGAAUCCAUCUCAGAGCUGCAGAAAAAGGAGAAGUUGCUGCGGGAACAGAAUGAUACCUUAUCAAAGAAGCUCAAGGAAAAUGAUAAGACGGUGGCUGAGAAACCACCACAACCUCAGCUGCAACACGUUGGCCAAAGCUCAUCGUCGCAGUUCAUUCAACCACCACCGCUACCGCUACCACUACCACUACCACCACGAACGGCAACAUUGUCAUUUCCUUCACUAACCAUUGGGGGGAGAUUCCAAGUAAGUGAAGGGGCAGAAGGUACGUCCAGGCCGAGUAACUCGCUGAUGCCUGCAUGGAUGCUACGCCAUUUGAAUGGCUAGAGAGGGAAUUUCGAAGAACAUCCAGGCUUCAUAAAUAUUAUGAUUUGUGAAGAUUUCAAAUUCUCCAGCAAAAUAUUGCUUUAUCCAUAUAUAGUUUAUGUAAUGAAGAAACUGUAUUAAUGUGAAAUAUUCCAACUCUUAAAUAUCUCUUCUGCUCUUCAUCAAAAAAAAAAAUCUUCUCGUCGGAAUUGGAUGGGUAGAAAAGAACGCAGCUAAAAUGCAUUUAGCCCCUCGUCAUAAUAAAUUUGAAGUUUUAGU
Rubroshorea leprosula is the source of this 1230-nucleotide messenger RNA. The record is from the annotation of a GenBank genome assembly. NCBI's taxonomy places the organism in Eukaryota, Viridiplantae, Streptophyta, Magnoliopsida, Malvales, Dipterocarpaceae.